This is a messenger RNA of Camarhynchus parvulus, 4267 nucleotides long. RefSeq names its product HMG-box containing 4 (gene HMGXB4). Lineage: Eukaryota; Metazoa; Chordata; Aves; Passeriformes; Thraupidae. The transcript has 12 exons. The record is from RefSeq and is a predicted model, not a curated record. The coding region runs from base 267 to 2018 and encodes 583 amino acids.
UGGCGGCCGCGGGCGGCGGCGCGGCGGGAAGCGCCGGGGCCGAGUGAGGCGGCCGCGGCUCGUCCCCACCCUGUGGCCGCGGCUUGGCGCCGGCGGGCCUUGUCGCCGCUGGGCGGCCCCGCAGUCGGGGCACGCCCGGGCCUGCUGCAGGGGCGGAGCCGUGGGCUGGCGUGAGGCUGGAGCCCGCUCGGACCUUUUCCUAUAGAUGGGAACGGGGGAAGGAGCCCAGACGUGGCAGCUCAUUCACAGGCUCCUGCAGGACCACCAUGGCUUAUGAUGGCGCCAAGAAGAAAGAAGAGUCCCUAGAGAGUCACCGAAGUGUUGACGACGGGCUGGCACCUGGCAGGAUACAGCGAGAGAAAAAGCGCUCGUACAAGGAUCUUCUGCAAGAGGAGGACGAGACAGCAACUCAGGACAGUGAGUUUUUUCCGGGGACAGAAGCUCACAAAAAGAAGAGAAAGCAUUCCUCUGAUGAGUUCUGCUACAGAGGUGUCUCACCUUUGGAUCUACCAUCAAAGAAGAAGAAAAAAGCAGCUUCUAGCCCAUCCUCAGCUGAUACAACCAUGGAUUUACUUAAGGCUAUCAACUCACCUUUGGCCACAAGCUCAAAGUCUUCAAAGAGGACCUCUGAAAAAUCAUCUCAUUCUUCCUCUGGCCAUUCUGAAAGCAGAAAGGAGCAUCCCAAGAAGAAGCUGAGUGGGAGCAGUGGGGAGCACUCAGUGGAUGACAGCAGCUCCCACAAAUCUAAAAAAAUGAAACCUCUAUACGUGAACACUGAGACACUUACUCUUCGUGAACCUGACGGCUUGAAGAUGAAGCUCAUCCUUUCACCAAAAGAGAAAAGUAGUGUAGCAGAUGAUGAUUCUUUAGCCUACUCUUCAGCACCAGCAGCUGCAAAGAAAUCUUCAAAGAAAUCAGCUCGAGAUGAGCAAGGCUCAUUCCUGCUGGGGCACGAUCUGCAGAGCUUCCUGAAGUCAUCCCGGAAAAAGCACAAACCACCUCCAGACUCACAUCCACCUUCUGAGAGUUUUGGUGCUGACACCUCUCUGCAUUCAGAGGGCCAUGGAAGUGAGUACGAGGUUUCAGGUAUGGAGGCACCACCAGAAUCUGGUUCUUCCUCUGGUGGAGAGUUGGAGGCUGGAGAGCUGGUGAUAGACGAUUCCUACCGGGAAAUCAAGAAGAAGAAGAAGUCCAAAAAAAGUAAGAAAAAAAAGGACAAGGAGAAACACAGAGAGAAGAAGCACUCCAAGUCUAAAAAGAGUUCUGGGCACUCUCCUGUGGCGGUAGCAGAAGUAAGAGUAUCACCACCACCUGCCAGUACCCCCUAUGGUGUCCCUCCACCUCCUCCUGCUGUUUUUCACUCAGAUGGUCAAGGCGAGAAGAGGAAGAAAAAGGAAGACAGGGAGAAGGACAAAGAAAGAGACAAACCAAAGAAGAAAAACAUGUCUGCUUAUCAAGUGUUCUGUAAGGAAUAUCGUACAAAUAUUGUGUCUGAGCAUCCUGGAAUAGAUUUUGGAGAGCUAAGUAAAAAACUUGCAGAAGUGUGGAAGCAGCUACCCGAGAAGGAUAAGUUGAUCUGGAAACAGAAGGCUCAGUAUCUCCAACACAAGCAGAAUAAAGCAGAGGCCACCACUGUGAAGAGAAAGGCAUCAUCUUCAGAUGGUGCUCCAAAAAUGAAAGCUUCUCCAACAGGAGUGGUUUCUCCUCACAAAAAAUCCCCCACCAGCACCGUGGUGGUGCCUUCCUCACCAGCCAAAGCCCCUGAGACAGAUCCCAUUGAUGUAGCUGCACAUUUACAGUUACUGGGUGAAUCUCUGAGCCUCAUUGGACACAGACUGCAGGAAACAGAGGGAAUGGUGGCUGUUUCUGGAAGUUUGUCAGUACUCCUAGACUCAAUCAUCUGUGCUUUGGGCCCACUGGCAUGUCUGACCACACAACUGCCUGAGUUGAAUGGCUGCCCAAAGCAUGUUUUGUCAAACACGCUAGACAACAUUGCCUACAUCAUGCCUGGACUUUGAUGGGAAAGGAUCCUGGGAUGUACUCAGCCUCUGUGUAACUGACUUGUGUAUGUGCACUACACCAACGUUCCCAAGGGGCUCCAUGUGGAGGCUUUUAAAGUUUUAUAUGUGUAUAGUAUAUACAUAGGAUUGUAACUAUUUGACUUCUAUUUUAUGAAAAGUUGUGAACUUAAGCUGAGAAGACCCUUUUGUGUUGGUGGGUGAAAUGUCCUCCAGUCUGAAAGUAUUUUGUAUGAAGAAUUCAGAAAGCUUUUGAGAUAUUUGCCUUAAAUUCAGGUUUAGUGGGGGAAGCAAACAGAGAAUGGACUUCUCAAUAUAAACAAGAAAGCUGUCACCAUGAGAGGGGUCAUUGAAACAGGUGGCCCAGAGAGGUUCUUGACCUUCCUUCCUUGAUGAUAUUCAAAAACUGAAUGAGCAGCCUGCUCUAGUUGGACUUGCUUUAAGCAGGGAGAUGGACCAGAUGAUGUCCUGCUGUCCCUGCCUAAACUAAAGUAUUCUGAUAUUCUGUGGGCAGGUAGAGAUUACACAUUUUGGACCAGGGAAUAGAACUGAAUUCUUCACCAGCCCUAUUUGUAACUAUUUCUGUUUAAAACACACUUCUUGAGGGAAAAGCUGGAUAGCUUUUUGCCUCUUGGUCACUUUCUCCAACCCCCAAGCCUCAGUCAGUAAUAACUGAAAGUUGUCAGUGUUGGCUGGCUGGUCUGCUAGCUGGUAUUUGAAGUGAAGUAGAUGACAACAAGUUUAUUUUUUCCUUGGGGACUGAAAUCAUUAUUAGCAAAAUGUAUCAACCCAUUGCACUGGCUUGAGACAAUGAACCUCCUGCUGAUUUUUCCACGGCAUGGUCAGCCUGCUUUGAUGGAAAGGAGUAGAGAAGCAGAUGGGAAAAACUUGGAUUGCUUCUGCCCAUCUUGCACCUGUUUUGUGAAAUGGCUCAUCCACCAUCUUUCUCACCAGCACUAUUGCAGGAGCUGUGGUGCUGCUGCAAGGCAGCGACCAGUGGCCAGUUUGAGGCAGUUAUGGCCAAGUAAGGCACAUGUGGGUGGAUUGACUGGUUUCCCUUCCUUCCAGCCACAUACUUGGAGUUUGGUUUUCUGCUCCUCUGGAAAGGGAGCAGCAGGAGAACACUUGAUUCCUGUUUAGGCUUUUGUCUGUGUGUAUGUAUGUGUAUGUGGUGUUCAUAUCACAUGUAUUUAACUUUUACCAAUAUCUGUAACAGAUUUUAAUUUAUCCUGUAUAUUUCUCUGUGUGUGUGUGUGUAUAUAUUUAUAUAUAUAUACAUAAUUUAAAAGCAAAAAUUCCUCCCUCAGCCAACAGUGUGUGAAAAAUGUGAAUCAAGUUUGUCUCGGCUCACUUCCUGCAGGAAUCAACUCUAUGCAUAGUAGUAAGCAUGGGCAUUGUGUAAAGAAACACCAGGAAGAUUCUAAGAGUUUGUAGAAACAGGCUAUCUUGUGAAGGUGGGCAGAACAACUGAAAUAUCAUUUGACUCAGGCCUUAUCAGCUCUGUAACAGGAAAGUUUUAAAAUUAGAGAAGAGGCAUUUUUUACUUCCAAGUAAGUCUAGCUUCUGGUUUUUAGGACAGUUGAAAGUGAGCUGUCCUUCAUUGUGGCUGAGUCCCAAAUCAGAAGUAAAUUAAAUCCUGGGGUGUAGAGGGUUUUUCUCCCCAUGCCUCUUUGCCACGUAUUCCCCAGAUGUGCCUAUACAAGGUAGUCUGUCUCUUACAGAACUUUUCUCAGUGCAGUGAGGGGUUUUCUCAGCAGAGGAGGCACAGAAGGUUCUCAGACCAUCAGGCCAAAACACAUUUUAACAGCUUAGGAUAAAUCCCAUUGAGCCUGGAAAUAGGAAGGGCCAGGAAGGAGGCAGUCCAAUCCUGCUUCAGAUCCUGGCCCAUACUAAAGCAUCUGCUGUUGCAAGCAGCACAAAAUAACUGGCUCUUUCCAGUCCUUCACAGCUGAGAGCAUUGUGGUGAAGGGGUAGAUCUGCUUUUGAAGAAACAGAAGGGGAUCAACCUUAGCUUUGUCCUCUGUACAACUGAAAACUCUUGAAGAGUGAAAAACACCCUGGUGUAUUGUAUUUUUAUUAAAAUUUGUACACUUUGUAUAAUCUGUAUCUUGUGGUAUUUGGUACUAUAGGGAAACUUUGUCAAGACUUAGCAGUUUUUAUAUUUUUGUUAUUUCUUUGCUGUUUGGUCCAGAUUACAUUACAAUUAUACACAGACUUUUUUGUACUGUACUUACAAUAUAAUUUUUUUU